Molecule: messenger RNA, 2699 nt
Organism: Engraulis encrasicolus (European anchovy)
Lineage: Eukaryota; Metazoa; Chordata; Actinopteri; Clupeiformes; Engraulidae
Product: proline-rich protein 5-like
Exons: 9
Coding region: 586-2094 (502 amino acids)
Biological process (GO): TORC2 signaling
Cellular component (GO): TORC2 complex
Source: RefSeq, a predicted model, not a curated record
AUCUGCUCUGCAUCUGCGGUCCUCCUGCCUCGCGCGCCCACCAGCUAAAAGAACGCACACACACAAUCCUUCCCACAGGCGCGCGCGCACACACACACUCACUCACACUCGCGCCAACAGACUACAGAGCGCGACUAGACUAGACAGCGGGCUGGCACUAGCUGCGCGAGGGAGCGAGCGAGGAAUCGGAGCGUAACGACCAAAAGACUCGAGCUACGAGACGAGACGAGACGAGAGAGGCUACUUCUCGGGAGACCGACUGGCGGAACACUCUCUACUCUGACGAACGGUAGCAGGAGGAGGAAGAAGAGAGGAUAGAGGGAGAAGAAGAAGAAGGAGGAGGAGAGGAUAGAAGUCGCGCGACUCGACUCGAGGGACAUGCUCCGUCGCCCACUGUCUGCCCUAGUUCGCUCGAGACAGCCUCGAGAUCGGUCUGAAGUCCUGGAGAAGAGGGGACGUGAGGAAAGGAGAGGAGCGACUGCCGGUGACGACUGUUACGACUGUUGACUUUCAUCCCGUUGGCAUGUGAGACACACAGACAAGACAACACUGGAAACGAGAGCGAGACCAAAACGGUUGCGUUUGAUGAGUGCAGGGGGUGACCUGUGUAAGGGCGAUCGGAACUCGACAUCAUCAGCUGCCACAUUGGAGGAGCGAAAUAACCAACAGCGACGCGCAGGAGCUAACGCUACCUGGAACAGUAUCCAUAAUGCGGUGAUUGCCGUGUUCCAGAAGAAGGAGCUCGGGGAGAAUGAACUCUACACACUCAACGAGGGAGUCAGGCAGCUCCUCAAGACAGAGCUGGGCUCCUUCUUCACAGAAUACCUUCAGAACCAGCUGCUGACUAAAGGCAUGGUCAUCCUCAGGGAUAAGAUACGCUUCUAUGAAGGUCAGAAGCUGCUGGACUCCCUGGCGGAGACCUGGGAUUUCUUCUUCUGCGAUGUUCUCUCCAUGCUGCAAGCCAUCUUCUACCCCGUACAGGGUAAGGAGCCGUCGGUGCGUCAGCUGGCUCUUCUGCACUUCAGAAACAUCAUCACCCUCAACAUCAAACUGGAGGACGCUCUGUCACGCCCGCGCGCACGCCUACCCCCCUCCAUAACACAGAUGCUGCUCAUACUACAGGGGGUGCAUGAGUCUAAGGGCGUGACGGAGGACUAUCUGAAGCUGGAGUCUCUGGUUCAGAAGGUGGUGUCUCCGUACCUCGGCACACACGGCCUCUUCUCCAACGACGGCUCCAACACACACACCUGUGUGCUGGAGAAGCGUCUUCUGCGCCGCUGGCCCACCAAGGCCAAGUCCUCCGCAUCAGACUCCCCCUCCCCCCCCGCCAAGAACCCGGUGGUUCGCUCCAAGAGCUACAACAUCCCCAUGCUGACGCCGGUGGUGGAGUCCGACCCUGAGGCGGGCGGGAGCCUGUGUGGCGUAGGAGGAGGACCAGGGGGGGGCAGCCUGGGCCUGAGACGACACUCCAUCGGAGAGAUGACCUCCUGCCUGGAGGAACCGCCAGCCUUCACAGAGAUGCCACCCGGCAGCCAGGCCUCCGAGGCGGGCAGCCACCUAUGCCCCGAGACCCCGCCCUCUGGAGGUCCGUCGCCGCAGCGCAGAGGAGGUGGUGGUGUAAGAGGAGGUGGUGUAAGAGGAGGAGGUGGAGGAGGAGAGGAGAGUGACUCUCCGUCCCCCUCGCUGCUGCCUUCUCCCUCGCCGCUCCUCUCCGGGUCGGGUUCGGGGUCUGGGUCAGCAUCGGAGUCCGGUUCUGGUUCCGGGUCGGCGUCAGGCUCGUUCAACCUGAGCGGCGUGGCUCAGCUUCAUCCGUCUCCAGGCAGCAUCUCCAUGUCCAUGUCCAUGUCCAAGUCCUCUUCUCCUCCUCCGUCGCGCUCGUCGCUGCUGUUGACUGAUGAUGGUGGUGGUGGGGUGUCGUCCAGUCCUGAGACGGUGGUGGACCACAUUCUAGAAUCUCUGGACUCAUCGGAUCCGUACCUGGAUGGUGACGGGGAUGUGGACGGGAUCUACAUCGACUUCAACCGCCGCCGACGCAGAUGCUCCGCCUCCUCCUCCAGCCUCAGCCACGACGGCAGCCGCCAGAGCGUGGUGUAGAACGCUCAUAACCUUCCCUAGCAGCCAGAGCAGGGUCUAGAACACUCCAGAAUGCUCUUAAUCUUCUUUCCAGCCGCCAGAGUAUGGUGUAGAAUACUCUAGAAUACUCUUGACCUUCCCUAGCAGCCAGAGCAGGGUCUAGAACAGUCUAGAAUGCUCUUCAUCUUCUUUCCAGCCGCCAGAGUAUGGUGUAGAAUACUCUAGAAUACUCUUGACCUUCCCUAGCAGCCAGAGCAGGGUCUAGAACAGUCUAGAAUGCUCACAACCUUCUCUCCAACCGCCAGAGCGUAGUCUAGAACACUCUAGAAUACCCUUACUUUCCAUAGCAGCCAGAGCAGGGUCUAGAAUUCUCUUAACCUUCCAUAGCCGCCAAAGUGUGGUCUAGAAUCCUCAAGAACAGUCUAGAAUACUCUUAACCUUCUCUAGCUGCCAGAACGUGGUCUAGAAUAUUCUAAACUACUCUUAACCUUCUCUAGCUGCCAGAGCGUGGUCUAGAAUAGUCUAGCUUCCAUCCAGACACCGGAGAGUGGUCUAGAAUAUUCUAGCUUCAAUCCAGACACCAGAGCGUGGUCUAGAAUAGUCUAGCUUCCAUCCAGACACCAGAG